UAAGAACUUGUCCAAGGUAAUAUAGCUAGUAAAAAGCACUGAAGUCCUAAUCUAGUCUUCAUCUUACGAUAGGAAUACGUACUUCAUACAGUUACUAUUUAGAUUAAGUGGAUAAAUACAUACUUCAUACAGUUACUAUUUAGAUUAAAUGGAUAAAUGCAUUAUGAGGCACUUAGAACAAUGAGUAGCAUAGAGUAAAUACUAAAUAAGUAUUAGCUUUUAUUAGAUUUUCUUUCUCUGAGAAUAUUAACCAGACAUUUUCAAAGGCUUUCUUCUGCUUUCUAUAUUAUUGUUCUUUUUUUUUUCUUGGUGGUAGUGAUGGUGGUAGUUUUGGUCUUUCUAUGUUAUGUUACAGGCAUUUCGUCAAAUGCCUUGGCUAUCUUCUCGUAUUUUAGAAGGAUGAUAUAUCAAAAUGCUGACAAUCAACUCUGUGAGCGAACAGUACCUGUUGAUGGCAAGGCGUCAUUCUAAUGUAAUCAUGCUAGGAUAAGUCUAUUACCUUAUGAGAUGCCAAAUAUUAAUAUGUGUCUUCAUUUACUUAUGAAUUUUUUUUGUAAAUUAUGAAAAACUGGAACUAAAUGAUAGGUUUAUAUAAUAUGUUCCAACCCAAUCUCUUGCUUCAUUUUCUACCUGUUCACAAUUCAUUGCUAUUAAGGAAAUCUACAGAAAUGCCUUUUUAUGCUGUUGUAAUGACCUAUAUAUGCUUCAUCUCAUGGUUAAUCCAGUUUCAUAACUUCAGAAAGGACUUCUGAGAUGACCUUUCCUUUCCCUUAUCACGUAAGGAAAGCCAAGUAGUAAUAGAAUUUCAUUCAGCUCAACAAUCAGUUAUACCCUGCUUGUUUCAGGCUUACAAUUGUCUCAGAAACACUACAUUUGGGGCUUUCAUAUUCUCCAGGUUAGAAUUCUACAAUACCCACUGUGUGGGGAUAGACUAGGUGUCAGGCAUAUACCUUGUGUCCUACAGUCAAAGAGUAUUGCAUGAAAAGGGAUUAGAAGUCUCACCGUGCAAAAUGCAAAGGUUUGCUUACUCUCCCUAUUUUCAGUUUGACAUCUCACACUUGUGAUCAGCUGUGCCUAGAUCCUCAAGACUAGAGAAAGUCCCAUUAAAUUUCUCCAGAGAAUAAACUUUGUAUUUUCUGGCUGUGAGUUAUGUUUCUGUCUAUGUAGGGUGAUGAGAAGAACAGAGAAUUCAAUUAUCCUCUACACAUACUUCCAACUAAUAACUUUUUUCCAUCCUUAGCUGACUUCAGUCUUCUUAAACAUCUGGUUCCUCCAGAUCUUGUGCUUAAAAGAGAUUAUGUUUCUUGUGAGUAUCUUCAAUGCAGGAACUUUACUUUAGGGGCAUUUUUUGGAACUGCUAAGUUAAUUGCUCUUCCACCUGCUUUCUGUCAUAGAAAAACAUGUGUGUUCACUUGUGUAUUCUUAAUCUUUGUUAGUUCCUACCAUUUUAAUUACUUUUCUGUCAUUUUAGUGCAUAUUUUUUUAAAAAGAGAGGUUAAUUGUGUGUGGUCAAUCCAUCUACUUUUCAACUUUUACCCUUCUGUACCAAUUACUAUUUCAACCAUGUAUCCAGCUUACAUUUUUAAGAAUAUUAAUUGAAUUUAACAUUUUAAAAUGCAGACUUGUUGGAUUCUUCUUCCAUCCAUUCUUAGUGCACUUUGAGACUUUCUAUAGUGAACAUCACUGAUGAGCCCUUAGCAUCUAUUGCAAACAAUCUCCCUCAUUAUGUACCAAUGAUGUACUUUGGCUAGGACUGAAACCUUCCCGAGCUUAAGAGGUGGUCCCAGACAGGAUUAAAACAAAGUAAUGGCCAGAGACGGGUCUUUAGAUUCUAGGACUAAAAUCUCCAACUAUAAUUCUAUACCUCUUGAAACAAUGAUUGCUUCAGUGGCAAACACAUGAUCUUACUUGGUCUGAUCAGAGUGAAAGUUAGGUUUUUGUUCUAUGUUUAGGGAUAGACUGUUACUUUCUCUUCCUCGGCUGAAAGAGAAAACAGAUAGCUACAGUUGUGGCUACAAUAAAUUUUGAGAACCUAAGGCAAACCAGCUUUAGGAGUAAGAGUCUGCUUUAAAUUAAACUAACUUGCUCAUGCUUGUGUACUUAUGAAUUUUUUUUGUAAAUUAUGAAAAACUGGAACUAAAUGAUAGGUUUACAUAGUAUGUUCCAACCCAAUCUCUUGCUUCAUUUUCUACCUGUUCACAAUUCAUUGCUAUUAAGGAAAUCUACAGAAAUGCCUUUUUAUGCUGUUGUAAUGACCUAUAUAUGCUUCAUCUCAUGGUUAAUCCAGUUUCAUAACUUCAGAAAGGACUUCUGAGAUGACCUUUCCUUUCCCUUAUCACGUAAGGAAAGCCAAGUAGUAAUAGAAUUUCAUUCAGCUCAACAAUCAGUUAUACCCUGCUUGUUUCAGGCUUACAAUUGUCUCAGAAACACUACGAAUUCCUGGGGGCCAGGGAUCACAUCUUGUAUCUGUAUUCACCACAAUCGAGCACACUUGGUUGUGAGAAGAGUGGGGAAAGACACUGAAUAAAUGCUUUAAAACAAAAUCAUCAUCAUAAACUAUGAAGAAUAUGAAACGAGUAUUAUGGAAGAUAUAAUAUAUUUUUAAUUACUUAGAAGGAAUUAUUUAAACGCAAUAUUUGCUUCUGGAGGACAUUUAUGUAAAUAAAAUUUAGGUAGUGUUCAUCAAACUGUGAAAAUCUGUGGAGACGCGUGGUGGCGCUGCAGGAUAAUAUCAAGAAAAAAAUUACCCUGGAGGAUGUUGUAGACCCUGUUAUCCAGUACACUCGCAGAACAGGGAAGACAGAAAGAACAAUCCUUUAAGGGAGAACCUAGAAGCCAUUCAACAAGGUUAAAAUCUUAAGGCUUCCGAGGAUUUGGUAGACAGAUCAGAGGCAAGUUUCCCACAACUGCGAAGUGGCGCUGAGGCAAUUCUGCAAGAAGAUUUUGGGGUUUUGGAAAAGAAGCUAUGGAAAACGGAGGGGCAGGCACUCUGCAGAUAAGGCAAGUCCUGCUUUUCUUUGUUUUCCUGAGAAUGUCUCAGGCGGGCUCUGAAACUGGGAACUUUUUGGUGAUGGAGGAAUUGCAGAGCGGGAGCUUUGUAGGAAAUUUGGCAAAGACCCUGGGACUGGAGGUGAGUGAGCUGUCUUCGCGGGGGGCUCGGGUGGUUUCUAAUGAUAACAAAGAGUGUUUGCAGCUGGACACAAACACUGGGGAUUUGCUCCUGAGCGAAAUGCUAGACAGGGAGGAGCUCUGUGGCUCCAAUGAGCCUUGUGUGCUGUAUUUCCAAGUGUUAAUGAAAAACCCCACGCAAUUUUUACAAAUUGAGCUCCACGUCAGGGAUAUAAAUGAUCACUCUCCCGUCUUCUUGGAAAAAGAAAUGCUCUUAGAAAUCCCAGAGAACAGUCCUGUUGGUGCUGUGUUCUUACUAGAAAGUGCAAAGGAUUUAGAUGUAGGAAUCAAUGCUGUAAAAAGCUACACAAUAAGCCCCAACUCUCAUUUCCACGUUAAAAUAAGAGUCAAUCCAGACAAUAGGAAAUACCCUGAGUUAGUUCUGGACAAGGCGCUGGAUUAUGAAGAGCGCCCGGAGCUCAGUUUCAUCCUCACUGCUCUGGAUGGCGGGUCCCCUCCCAGGUCUGGAACUGCCUUGGUCAGGGUGGUGGUUGUAGAUAGUAAUGACAACUCCCCUGAGUUUGAGCAGGCUUUUUAUGAGGUGAAGAUUCUGGAGAAUAGCAUCCUUGGCUCCCUGGUUGUGACCGUCUCAGCCUGGGAUUUAGACUCUGGAACAAACAGUGAACUAUCCUAUGCCUUUUCCCAUGCUUCAGAAGAUAUUCGCAGGACAUUUGAAAUUAAUCAAAAGUCUGGAGACAUUACUUUAACAGCACCUUUGGAUUUUGAAGCAAUUGAGUCAUACUCAAUAAUCAUUCAAGCCACAGAUGGGGGAGGACUUUUUGGAAAAUCUACAGUCAGAAUUCAGGUGAUGGAUGUAAAUGACAAUGCUCCUGAAAUCACUGUGUCAUCAAUUACCAGUCCAAUCCCAGAAAACACUCCAGAGACUGUGGUUAUGGUUUUCAGGAUACGAGACAGAGACUUUGGGGACAAUGGAAAGAUGGUUUGUUCUAUCCCAGAAGACAUCCCAUUCGUGCUAAAAUCUUCGGUAAAUAAUUACUACACUUUGGAAACAGAGAGACCACUGGACAGAGAGAGCAGAGCCUUGUACAACAUCACCAUCACCGUCACCGACUUGGGGACCCCCAGGCUAAAAACCGAGCACAACAUAACCGUCCUGGUCUCCGACAUCAAUGACAACGCCCCCGCCUUCACCCAAACUUCCUACGCCCUGUUCGUCCGUGAGAACAACAGCCCCGCCCUGCACAUCGGCAGCAUCAGCGCCACAGACAGAGACUCAGGCACCAACGCCCAGGUCACCUACUCGCUGCUGCGGUCCCAGGACCCGCACCUGCCCCUCGCCUCCCUGGUCUCCAUCAACGCAGACAACGGCCAUCUAUUCGCCCUCAGGUCUCUGGACUACGAGGCCCUGCAGGAGUUCGAGUUCCGCGUGGGCGCCACAGACCGCGGCUCCCCGGCGCUGAGCAGCGAGGCGCUGGUGCGCGUGCUGGUGCUGGACGCCAACGACAACUCGCCCUUCGUGCUGUACCCGCUGCAGAACGGCUCCGCGCCCUGCACCGAGCUGGUGCCCCGGGCGGCCGAGCCGGGCUACCUGGUGACCAAGGUGGUGGCGGUGGACGGCGACUCGGGCCAGAACGCCUGGUUGUCGUACCAGCUGCUCAAGGCCACGGAGCCCGGGCUGUUCAGCGUGUGGGCGCACAAUGGCGAGGUGCGCACAGCCAGGCUGCUGAGCGAGCGCGACGCGGCCAAGCACAGGCUGGUGGUGCUGGUCAAGGACAAUGGCGAGCCUCCGCGCUCGGCCACCGCCACGCUGCAAGUGCUCCUGGUGGACGGCUUCUCCCAGCCCUACCUGCCUCUCCCGGAGGCGGCCCCGGCCCAGGCCCAGGCCGACUCGCUCACCGUCUACCUGGUGGUGGCGUUGGCCUCGGUGUCGUCGCUCUUCCUCUUUUCGGUGCUCCUGUUCGUGGCGGUGCGGCUGUGCAGGAGGAGCAGGGAGGCCGCAGUCGGUCGCUGCUCGGUGCCCGAGGGCCCCUUUCCAGGACAUCUGGUGGACGUGAGCGGCACCGGGACCCUGUCCCAGAGCUACCAGUAUGAGGUGUGUGUGACUGGAGGCUCCAGGUCAAAUGAGUUCAAAUUUCUGAAACCAAUUAUCCCCAACUUCCUACCCCAGAGCACAGGUAGGGAAGUCGAAGAAAAUCCCCCAUUUCAGAAUAAUUUGGGUUUCUGAUAAAGAAUGAAAAAUAAAUCCUGUGUUUAUGAAUACAUUUAUAAUUAGGAACUUAUCGUGAGGUGCCUGUAAAGUAGUAUUUUUGAUCACUUCAAAUACGUACUCUUCAAUUCAAGAAAUAAAUUUCUUUACAUAGAAAAGGAUCCAGAUUUAGUACCAAGAACCCUUCACAAAGCAGGAAAUGUACAUGUGUAAUGUUUUAUGUCAAGUAAUUAUGCUUAAUAUAAAGUCUAUGAAGUGGUAAGUCUUGUUUGAGAUAUUUUAAAUUGCUUUCCAUUGUUUUCAAUAUUUACUGUGACUUUCGUUUUCUGAGUUGAUUAGAAUGCUGUUUGAGUAUACCUACCCUAGUUUCAAAAGCAUAGAUUGUAGUGUACCUUUUUAAACUUUAUUUAAAAAAAAACACUUGUUUUAUGAAUCAUACACUAUUUUCACACUUUUAAUCUCAUAAGAAACAUAUGUGACAUGGUAUUUUAGGAAUGACCAAAUAGACGGUCUUAGAGAUUCAGUAAGUUCACUAAGGUCCACUAACUAAUAAGUGACAAAACUGAGCAUCCAUCCUAGAUCUGUCAGACUCUGACUCAGUGACUUUGCUCCCAUUCUAUACUGUUUUCGUCAUUGGAUAUCACCUGGCAAGUUUCUGCCUAACUAAAGAGAAGAAAAGUUUUUAUCGUAUUCAUACUACUGUUCAAUCUUUAUUUAGAAAUAAUCUUUAUGAUUUCAUUUUCUUGUAAACCAGUAAUCUUGCUUUUCUGGGUAAAUUUUCAGCUAUUAUUACUAAUGCUCUGAUCUGUCCAAAUCUUAAGUAAAAAACAAAAUUGAAAGAGCAA
Messenger RNA from Pongo pygmaeus (Bornean orangutan), 6180 nucleotides. It is a transcript of the gene PCDHB12, whose product is annotated as protocadherin beta 12. The transcript has a single exon. Lineage: Eukaryota; Metazoa; Chordata; Mammalia; Primates; Hominidae. Gene Ontology annotation, molecular function: calcium ion binding. Gene Ontology annotation, cellular component: plasma membrane. The record is from RefSeq and is a predicted model, not a curated record. Bases 2966 to 5353 code for a protein of 795 amino acids. Gene Ontology annotation, biological process: homophilic cell-cell adhesion.